This is a messenger RNA of Diospyros lotus (date-plum), 1374 nucleotides long. RefSeq names its product threonine--tRNA ligase, mitochondrial 1-like. Gene Ontology annotation, molecular function: nucleotide binding. Bases 276 to 506 code for a protein of 76 amino acids. The record is from RefSeq and is a predicted model, not a curated record. NCBI's taxonomy places the organism in Eukaryota, Viridiplantae, Streptophyta, Magnoliopsida, Ericales, Ebenaceae. The transcript has 3 exons.
CCAAAUCCCUCCCCCCCAAAAAUCCCAAACCCAUUCUCUCACUCUCUCACUUUCUCUCUCUCCCCCUCCCGCCACUGUCGUCUGUCUCACCCUCUCUCUCAAUCCUGCCUCUCUUCGACGAAUGCUCCCAAACUACCGCAGAUGACAGCGGUGCUCUACGUACCAGAGACUGUAAUCUGGGUGACUUCAAAAGUGGUGUUUUUCUCUUAGGGUUUCAUUUUUUUCCCCAACACGGAAUUUCGAUUUGUGUUUCGGUUGUUCAAAUCCUCACCCAGAUGUCCAUCUCAAAUAGCCAACAGGCUUCAUCAGCAUAUUGGAGGGGAAAUAAAGAUCAUGAAAGUUUACAAAGAGUGUAUGGGAUAUCAUUUCCUGAUCAAAAACGACAGAAGGUGCGAGGAAUGAAGUUUGUUAGAGAUGUUCGAAGACAAUUAUCUCAAAUAAUGCAGAAGAUAGCUAAAGGUUGGAAUUCAAUCAUUGAUGAACCUUUUAGGAACACUUUGUCCUGAAGUCGUACCCUGAUCAUGCCACCAUGAGAAUUACUAACCAUAGUUCAACUACAGGCUUUUACCUUGUCCUAGAACUUAUUUUCUUGGAUGAAAUUUUUUACUGUUAAAUAAUCUUUUUGAUUUCUAACUGGAAACAAUUUAAUAGCUGUGUCUGGUACUGUAUUAAUAACUUGGUUGCUGCAAGUUAUUUACAAUGGUAUUUACACCUUGCAAGUGCAUUUGCUGCAAGCUUACUAUUAUUGCCCUAUUGGGUGCCUCGAACUUGUAAAGUGCAGAACAACUUUCACAAUGAUGUUCACCAAAGCUUCUCCUUGGCCAACUUUUUUGUGGUAGAGACAGUUCUAUCCAUUACUAAACAAUAAAAUGCAAUAGGGUUUUCUGUUAUAGCCCCAUCUUUUGGUCUUUGGUUUUCCUACUAGUGUCGGCUCAUCAGCUCAUGAUUAGUAAUUAUACUGGUAGUUUUAUGAUUGAUCCAUAUAUAUAUAUAUACGUAUAUAUAUAUUUUUAGAUGAUCAAACACACUAGACAGCACCAAUACUUGAGCUUCAGUUUUUGUUGUACAGAUGCAUUUAUUAUUAGGAGAAGCUAAUUCAAAAGUCAAAACCUUUAUCUUUCCAUGUUGAUGCCACAAUUAAUGAUAAAGCCACUGGAUGAAUGGUGAUUUUGUGUUCCUGAAUGUUUUCCAUUUGGAUGAUUUGGCUCUACUUCUUGUCUCUAUGUUUCUAUUAUUUAGAACUUGUCCUUGAUUGUUAUUAUUAUCAUUGUAUUCUUUGUGAAUGGAUCUCAUAAUAUGUAGUCUUUUUGAUUAAAUUUUUAGCAACAAAUUACUAUAUUUGAUUAUCUAUAUGAACUCCCAAAUGUUAUCACA